Clonostachys rhizophaga is the source of this 582-nucleotide messenger RNA. NCBI's taxonomy places the organism in Eukaryota, Fungi, Ascomycota, Sordariomycetes, Hypocreales, Bionectriaceae. The record is from the annotation of a GenBank genome assembly.
AUGGGCAGGUCCUCUCUUCUAUUCACUCUACUUGCUCUGCAAGUCUCGGUCAGCUGGGCUGCACCAAAAAGACACCACCACUACCACGGGGGAAAGGAGCAGUCCGAUGUUGAUGAUACCAACAGCGGCAACGCAAACCCGACCGGCUACGAGGAUCUAUUCCCUGGGUUCGGCGGUGACGUCGAGGACCUCAUUCCAUCCGAAUGGAAGAGCCUCUUCCCCACCGACUUCUUCGGCGGUGAUGAUUCCACGCCCGGCCCGGUUCCCAUUACCGACAGUGCUCCCUCGCACACGGCCGAUUCUCCCAGUUAUACUCGUGCUCCAAACUCUACCGGCCGCACUCGUACCUCGACCGCAAAGCAUACUCAAGUGACCACGCCUACCCGGAGCACCACCCGAACGCGGAGCACAGGAAUCAUCUCCCCUACCACCGGUGCACCGUCGCGAAGCACCAAUGUGCCCUCGCGAAGCGUCACAUCACCCUCACGAAGCUCCACUACCGCAGGAAAUGGCGGCGGCGGUGGCGGCAAUGGAAGUUACGGCCCUACAUUUAUCACCAUCGUCCCGACCAACAGCGCUUGA